Molecule: messenger RNA, 4233 nt
Organism: Closterium sp. Yama58-4
Lineage: Eukaryota; Viridiplantae; Streptophyta; Zygnematophyceae; Desmidiales; Closteriaceae
Source: the annotation of a GenBank genome assembly
AUGGAUGACAACAAGAAGAACAGAAAGCGAGGUCCUCGGCAUCGCCGAGGCGUUCUGAUUCUCGUUCUGCUUCUCGUCGGCGUCGCUGCGUUCCUGGGGUUCGCGUUCAGCUCCUCAUCCAAGUACAGCAGCCGAAAUGGCGUUCAACAAUCUGAUGGCGUCAUUGGGCAAGCGGCAUCAGAAGGAGGGAGCGGGUGGAGCUUGCUGGGGCAGGGCAUGCUGGAGGCGGUGGGGAAGGUGCUCAGCUUCGAGGAGCGCCAAAGGGUGUCGGAGGACCUCAAAGAAUCCGGCGACGACGACCACGAGGCCGAGGCGAUUGUAGCCACAGCUCCCCCCGGCAGCACAAGAGCUACAGGCGACAUGGCAGCAGCAGCGGCAGCAGCAGCGCUAAAACCCCGCGGAGGGGGCAGCUCGAGCAGCACUGCAGCCGCCCUAGCAGACGACAACCCCCUGAAGAACAAGACAAUGGCGGAACUCAGCUCGCUGGCCGUGGGUGUGACUGUAGACCGCGUGCCUCUAUCGGGGUUCAUGGGCGUGGAUGGGCGGCUGGGGAUCACGGAUGGCAGCUGCGAGGCUGCGUCUGGAGAGAGGGACUGUCUGCCGCAUGGCAUCUGCAUCAACGGGAAGUGCCAGUGCACCCUCCCCUACCAAGGUGACUUCUGCCGCUCCUCUCGCCGCCCCUUUGUGCGCAAGAAGUCGACCUACGACGGCCGCUUUGUGCUGAGCGUGAGGCACGUGCGCAAGGCACACGGAGUCAAGUACCCUCUCACGCCCUCCCCUGGCUCCUAUGCUGCUACCAACGCUGCUGCUGCUGCUGGGGCAGACGGAGGCGCGGAGGAGGAGAAGGAGAAGGAGGGCGAGGGCGCGGCGUUUUUCGAGGCGCCGUUUUACACGGCGGGGAAGGUCAACCGCGUGGUGUGGGGGAACCUGCAAAAGGGCAAGCUGAUGGAGCUGGAGCCGAUGGUCUCACAGGCACUGUUAGAGCACCUGCCGGGCAGCGACCUGCUGCAGAACGCGCUCUUCAACUCGUGUGCCAUCGUCGGCAACUCCGGCUUUAACCUGCUCUUCCGAGAUGGGCACCUGAUCGACAGCCACGACGCUGUGUUCCGACUCUUUGACGGUCCCACUGUGGCGCGCAGUGGAGAGGGCGCAGCAGCAGUGGCAGUGGACUUCACGGCGUUUGUGGGGAAAAGGGCCACCAUGCGAGUGGUGGAUGAGGACACAAUCGGGUUCAGCGAGGGGGGCGAGAUCACCCUCAUGAACGUCGCUUCCAAAAAGGGCUUCUACGGACACUUCCAGUUCCUGAACGAGCAACCAGACGCCAAGUCGUUCCUCUUUGACCCGGAGUUCUCCACAUACGUCACUGACAACAUCGGCCCCCUGCCUUCCCCUCUCGCCAUGAUGCUCUUCCUCGCACUCCAGAAAUGCGCGUCUCUGGACGUGUUUGGGGUGCACUGGCGGCCAGGAUACGGAGUGCCAGAGCUGUACUAUAGAGAGACAGACUCUGACGCGGAUGUGGUGUACCAGCAGCCAGCAGACCUGCAGCUAGUCGAGACCCUUGCUCGCCUGAACCUGGUGGGGCUGGGCCAGCCGUGUGUGAUUGGCUGUGAGGCCGAGACGCGCAUUCGCUGCGACUCAUGCUCUGCUGGCAGCUCGUGCGCCUGCGGCCGCCACAACCCGCUGCCCGUCGCGCUGCCCGGGUUCUGCCACCUGCCCGGAAAUUACACGUGCUUCUUCCGAUGCGACGGGAAGUGGGGCAACGCAUGCCAGGGUGGGCCUGGCAGCAGUCUCUGCCCGGACGACUUUGACACCACCGACCGACAGUGUGCCACUCCGGCAGAUACGCCUCCCCCAGAAGAGGCCCCGUGGUGGGCGCGGCGCGGGUCAAUGCGCGAGUUUGACUCCAAGUUUGAGCGCGCGUACCGGCAGCUAAGGAAGCAGAAGAUCCGCGAGGCCAAGGAGAGGGCCAGGACUGCCAGGGCUGCGCGGCUGAAGAAGAGAGAGGAGAGAAGCAUGCGCCAUGGGACGCACUCGCGUUUAGGUCGCCCGCUACAAGCGAUGAAAUCGUCCACGUCGCGCGACGCGCUCUCGUCGCACGGGUCGUCGCCACCGUCGCGCGUCUCCAGCCUGGGGUCGCUCGUGUCGCACGCAUGGGCCAUGCUUGGUCUUAAACGAAGCAACUCUAAUAACGAACGCUUCACUGGCAGCGCAGGCAGCGACGCACCUGAUUGGUUCGGCGCCGAGUGGCUUCGUUUUAGUCUCGUUGCGAUUAACGCGUGCCUCGUUAUCCUCGUUAUAAGCGAACUCUCACCGUUUUGCGCACGCCCUUGGGGAGGCGGCGGAGAGGGGGGGCUCCCCCAAGCCGCGUCCGCGGAGGAUUCGGGGAAACUUGCGCGGAUGCGGGGGCUGCGGCAGGCGCUCCCGCUCUUGCGACUCGACAGCGGCACGCUCUCGCAGCCAGGAGAUUCAGGUGCCUCGGGCGCCUCAGGUGGACUUUCAGGUGGGACAACAACAGAAGAGCACGUGUGCUGGACGUCAUCAGGAGACUAUGAAGCACCAUCAGGCGUGGUGGUUCACGGCCGCGGCUGCUCGUCCUGCCUGCGCGGGCAGCGCUGCUCCUUCCUCGUCUCCAUCCGCGCGCCCGCCCACUGGAUUGCGCCGGAGCAGGCAGGCAAGGGCAGCAGCAGCGGCAAGCACACGUGGUGGCAGAGGGAUGUCUCUCUGCUGCUCCACGGGCCAGCACUAGCCCAUGGGGACGUGAGGUGCCUUGAUCCCCCUGGCUGCCUGGAGAUGAGUGUGUCCUACCGCGUGUGGGACAUUGGGGAAUACUGGGCUACCCUCAACGUCGGCUGCGCCAAUCUCAACUUCUCAGCAGCUUCCUUGCAUCAUCUGCACUCCACGCUGCAAAACACUCUCACUUCCUGGCCAAUCACAAUUCACCCUCGCUUCCGAUCCAACUCGCCGAGCCUAGCUGCCAAGCCUAACUUGGCUAAUGGCCUGAGCCUAGCUGUCAAGGCUAACCUACGCAAUGGACCGAACCUAGCUGCCGAACCUCCGCACCGAGAUUCUGAUUCUCCGAACCUGGACCCCCUUCUCAGCAGCUCGCCUCUCCGAGCCUCGUUGUUGGAAUCGCCACAGGCAGAAGGUGGCUUGACCCGAGGCUUAGAAGCAGAGACGAAGCUUCCUGAGAGCCCCUGUGCUGGUGCUUCGGUCCCAGGAAGAUGGGUGAAGGAGGAGGGAGGAGAGGGGUACAGGUGGUCAUUCUUCCCUUGCUCGCGUAAGGAGCUCCCCCCCUCUCAGUGGAUUUCAGCCCUCGAUCGUCGCGGCAUCCGGGAGAUCUCGAUCGUCGGCGAUUCGCAUCAACGGUUCCUGACAGCCCACCUGUUCUUCCUGCUCACGGGGGAAGACAUGACUGAGAUGGAAAAAGGGCGGACUGUUAACGAGAGUCGGGUGUACAUCGCAAGAGAUGAGACGAACAAAACUCUGAAGAUUAACUUUUACUGGAUUGCUGGAGUCUAUGAGGAUUGGGAGAACGGGUGCAGCCACCCACACUCUCUCAACCGCACUGGACCGUUCCCGACCAUUUCACCCACCGCUGAUGUCACCCUCUUCGAAGCUGGUUAUUGGGCCGCCGUCUUUUGCCGAGAGCCUCUUAAAGCCCUGCGCACCCACCUGCAAAAAUUCCUCCGGUGGGCUGUUUCCACAGCUACCCCCGGAAAAGCCAGGGUGGUUUUCCGCACUAUCCCGUCUUUUCCCCUUAGGGGGGAUUGGUGUAACAGCUGGCAUCCCGGGCCGAGUUCGAACCGAGCUGGCAUGGCGAUUAACGCUUUAAUGAAGCACCUUGUAAGGGGUAUGGAUGGGAAUGCGCAACAAGGGGGAAGAGAAGGGCACGAAGCAGAGGCGUGUAAAGCAGAUAUCGACUGUAGCUUACAGCAAUUGCCAGAGGAGGAGCGGGGGGAGGAGUCUGGUGGGGAAGGAGGAGGGCUGCCAGCAUCAGCAACGGCAUCAGAGCCACCAGCAGCACCAUCAGCAGCAGCAUCUCAGCCGUCGAUCUUGGAUCUGUGGAUGGUGGACGGCCCUCGUUACACGGACACAGGUCGCCCCUUCGAUCACCAUUACUCUGCUCUCGUGCACGCAGGGCCGGGGAAGGGGCAACCUUUAGUGGUGAAGGGAGAUGUGGGGGAGGCCCAUGUGCGAGCGCUGAUGCACUACCUGCUGCAUGUGAUGCGCUGA